GCCUGUCGAAGAAGGAGAUUGAGAAGGCGGGUGUGGUCAUUAGACAUGCCAUCACCAAGGUCAUGACUAAGAAGAGGUGAUGAGAGACGACAUGAAUGCGGGAGAGGUUUUCACAGCAUAGCAGCAGUUGUAAUAAUGCUUAAUCAAGCUACCGAUAGGUGGCGCUGUUUUUUCCAUCAGCCACCAGGAAGGUUGGCAUGCCUCUGUUCCUGGCGGUGGCUGGCAGCUUCCCAGCCAUCGCGACGACCAACCAUCAGGAACCGACGUCGCAAGUGCGUCACGCCUGCAGUCAGCGAGCUCCUCCUCCACUCCCUUAUUCCAUCCUCCUGCACUUAUUCUGUCUCCUGGCAUCCGUCUUCCCCCUCCUCUCCGACAGCAACGUGCAAUACUGCUUUCGCGCCAUUGAGCUUUGGUACCCGCUCCCGCUCGCCAGCUCGCUUCGUCCCGACCCACCGACCGACCGAUCGACCGGCUAUCAGCGUCAUCGCCGCUAAUCACGACCGCCCUCGCCUGCGCUGCGUUGCCUAUUGUGGUGCCGGUGGUUGGAAACGCGUAGCUCGUCGUCGGAUUGUACUCUGUUUCUACUGUGUGCUUGACCACAAUUGGAGUGCGAGACUGCCUGCGGACCACUUGUUGGAUACGGAAUAUCGGCGAGCUUUGCGACAAGCUUAACCUUACUGGUUUCCUCGAAAGAGCUUCACUCGCGCACACUUUGGAGAACGAACACUCGAAAGGAUCUCUACAGGUUACUGCCUGUUGUCUGAGCAAAACUUUACGCCAUGGCUCGAUCAGUCGUGGGACGUGCAGUGGUGGUCCGGGAAAAAUACUACUGGCCGGACAUACAACUGAAUAUUUGGACUAUCCUUAUGCUCGCAACUGCCGGUACGAUUCUGGGUAUAUUCGCCGAGUUUAUGCAGAUUCAUAGCGCAUUCAAGGUCGGGUCACCAUGGU
Aplosporella prunicola CBS 121167 is the source of this 951-nucleotide messenger RNA. RefSeq lists its product as uncharacterized. NCBI's taxonomy places the organism in Eukaryota, Fungi, Ascomycota, Dothideomycetes, Botryosphaeriales, Aplosporellaceae. The record is from RefSeq and is a predicted model, not a curated record. The coding region runs from base 136 to 672 and encodes 178 amino acids. The transcript has a single exon.